CAGGCCUGCCUCCCAGGCAGUGAAUUAGUGUAGCGUGAAAACGUGGGGGUUUCAGAAAACAGCCAGGUUCUCAACGGUGGGGCCUUCCGCCUCCUGCUCUCUCAUGAUUCCCAGCGGGUGCCAGCACUGAUGUUCUCGGGCCACUUGGACAGCCCCCCUGUCCUUUCUAGAAUAACAGCCAGGCCCUAGGGGGCAGCUGCCGGAUGCAGUUGAGCCUCCAGAGGAAGGUCGUUGCUCAGUGGAGGGUUGCGUGAGGAGUUGAAUCCCUGUCAGGAGGGACCCCAAAGUGAAAAUAACCUGUCACACUGGACACUGUUUCUGCAUUUUAAAUGCUGGAUGUACCUACCCAGUGAUUUCGGUCAACUCUUUCGCUCUGAGAACCACGAGAAGUCGUAUAUAUAUGGCGGCUCCGGUCUAACGGGCCCUGUCACCCGUGGCUCCUGCCACAGCUCCCGGCCGCCCCUGCCAGUGGCUCUUGGUCACCAUCCUGUCUUUGCUCCCCUGGAAGACGGGGCAGCCUCACACCCUGCCCAUCACAGCCUGUCCCUGGCGUGGCCGCUGUCCUGCAGGCUGGGGGAGACCAGCCCUCUCGGGUCACAGAGCAGAGAGUGUGAAGUGGAAGGGAUCCUCCAGACCAUUGCUUUCAGCUGCAAGACUCGCUCUGUGGUUUUCAGUUCCUUCCCUGAACCAAGUAAGACUGUCGUUAAAAACCGGAGGUAGGUGUGCAGGUAAUGAACGCAUUUGUUCACAGUAAACGGCUCUUUUAAGAGGUGAUUAAUACCCAUUUUCGUUUCCAUAUUUUCUUAACAACGUGAGGUAGCCUUUUGGAACGCUAUGAGUGAUCAGAGUUAAUAUUUGAAAACACUAUUGAUCUAGCACUAAUGGCCGCAGGGUACAAGCUGAAAGACAAAGUUCCAGUGUUUGUGUUUUAUCAGAGUUUUGUUGAGACGUAACGUGCGUGCCGUUCAGCCCCCCGUAAGGUGUCCCAGGCUGCGGACCCCCGAGUGUGGUAGGAGGGCCUCGGGUCUUCCUCCCAUUCCUGACGCAGCUCCCAGAUCCCUUGAUCGGCUUUUGUUACUCACGAUGAGCCCUUCCAGCCAGACCGGAGUUGUGUUAAGGGGGAGACACCUGGUGGCCCCUCAAGCGCUUCGGGGUGGCGUGGUGGCGGAAAGGCCCGGGCUCGACUGGCGGGCCGCUGAUGAUCUCACCAAUCAGGCCUCGUAACGACCUGAGCAGCGGGGUUUGGGGAACCGUCCUGGUUGGUGGACACGUCGGGAGGGUGGCGCCCGGUGGGGUGUGAGCGCGCCGAGCCCCUUCCCAUGCCCUGCCGGUGCAGCUCUUCGUUUGUCCUGAGUUGAGUCCUUUGUGAUUAACCAGGAAUGGUGAGUGAAGGGCCGCCCUGAGUUCUGUGAGUCCUGCUAGCAAUUACCACACCCAAGGGGGUGUUGUGGGAACCCCCAGCUGGUCACGUGGAAUGUGGGGGACCUGAGGACCGGAGCCUUGCAGACCCUGUGGGUGUGAUGCCGGCUGAGGGUAGCUGGGUCAGAGCUGCACUGCAGGACAGCAGCACUGCCAGGACUGGGCUCUGUGAGGAAGAAACCCCACACAUCUGGUGUCUGAAAUGUUGUACUACGGUGGCACGGAGUUCAUCGAUGAGCUGGAGGUCCUCUGUCAGAAGCGGGCACUGCAGGUCUACGGCCUGGACCCCCAGUGCUGGGGGGUCAACGUGCAGCCCUACUCAGGCUCCCCCGCGAACUUUGCAGUGUAUACGGCCCUGGUGGAGCCCCAUGGCCGCAUUAUGGGCCUGGACCUGCCCGACGGGGGCCACCUGACCCACGGGUUCAUGACUGACAAGAAGAAGAUCUCCGCUACGUCCAUCUUUUUCGAAUCUAUGCCCUACAAGGUGAACCCCGACACGGGCUACAUCAACUACGACCAGCUGGAGGAAAACGCCCGCCUCUUCCACCCUAAGCUCAUCAUCGCAGGGACCAGCUGCUACUCCCGGAACCUGGACUACGCCCGGCUGCGCAAGAUCGCCGACGACAACGGGGCGUAUCUCAUGGCCGACAUGGCGCACAUCAGUGGGCUGGUGGCGGCCGGUGUGGUGCCCUCCCCUUUUGAGCACUGCCAUGUGGUGUCCACUACCACCCACAAGACCCUGCGGGGCUGCCGCGCCGGCAUGAUCUUCUACAGGAAGGGAGUGCGCACUGUGGACCCCAAGACGGGCAGAGAGACGCGCUACAACCUGGAGUCGCUCAUCAACUCCGCCGUGUUCCCAGGCCUGCAGGGGGGCCCCCACAACCACGCCAUUGCUGGGGUCACGGUGGCUCUGAAGCAGGCCAUGACUCCGGAGUUCAGAGUCUACCAGCGCCAGGUGGUGGCCAACUGCAGGGCUCUGGCCGAGGCCUUGAUGGGGCUGGGCUACAGAGUGGUCACAGGGGGUUCUGACAACCACUUGAUCCUCGUGGACCUCCGCUCCAAAGGCACAGACGGUGGCCGGGCCGAGAAGGUGCUGGAAGCCUGUUCCAUAGCCUGCAACAAGAACACCUGCCCAGGUGACAAAAGCGCCCUGCGGCCCAGCGGACUUCGCCUGGGGACCCCAGCGCUGACGUCCCGAGGACUCUUGGAAGAAGAUUUCCAGAAAGUUGCCCAGUUUAUUCACAGAGGGAUAGAGCUGACCCUGCAGAUCCAGGACGCCGUGGGGGCCAGGGCCACCCUGAAGGAGUUCACAGAGCAGCUGGCGGGCGCCCAGGAGCACCAGCAGGCCGUGGCCACCCUCAGGGCCCAGGUGGAGAGCUUCGCCGCCACCUUCCCCCUGCCCGGCCUGCCCGACUUCUAGAGCAGUGCCCCCGAGGCCCCACACGGGCCCCUUCUUGGACUUUGCUACUGUUCUCUACCUUCUUCACAGAUCAACGUUUGUUCAGGGCUCAGUGCAAGUCAUUCUGGGACAAGUUAUUAAGGAGUUUAAACCCGAACCUCACAUUCGUGCAGCUGCACGCAGUUAUUCUGGAAAAAUGGAUUACAGGUUAGCCAUCCAGUGCUGGUUACCCAGACUGCUGCAGGGCAGGGCAGCACUGGGAAGAUGCCAGUGAUUAUACUCGGCUGCUAAGAGUCCCCGGGCUUCCCCGAUGCGCUGCGGCAGACAGAGCGGCCAAGGUCGAGCUUGGAGAGCUGCCUGCUGCUGCCUGCUCCCCCGCGGGCACCAAAAGAGGGCUGGGAGGGCUCAGUCGUGACAAACAGUUGCAAACGAGGAGGGAGCGAGCAUCCUGGUGCUUCUGCCGUGCGUCCAGUCAGAAUCGUGAGUUAGAUGAGUCCACUGAGGUGCCACCCAGCUCCGUGGGAGCCCCUCACUUACCACCUGGGGGGGGGGGUGCACGUGGUCCCUCCUCCCAGCCCAGGGAACCCAGUCCCAAGCCGCCGAGUGCCAGAUGACCGCCUCCCUUCCAUGAUCAGGAAACCAGAGGUCACCUUCCCACAGAAACUUUAUUUUUCACAAAUCUCGAGUGCAAAACAUAGAUGACCGUUUUUAAUAAGCACAAAUUUUUAACCACAGUAUGUCUACAAGAAUUAUAGCUUUAAAAAAUACAACCAAUUUUUCUAUUUCAAAAAUAUCUCAACUCAAAUAAAUUAAUUUCUUAAAAAGUACAC
Hippopotamus amphibius kiboko is the source of this 3648-nucleotide messenger RNA. RefSeq names its product serine hydroxymethyltransferase 1 (gene SHMT1). Gene Ontology annotation, cellular component: cytosol; nucleus; cytoplasm. Gene Ontology annotation, biological process: tetrahydrofolate interconversion; L-serine catabolic process; folic acid metabolic process. Lineage: Eukaryota; Metazoa; Chordata; Mammalia; Artiodactyla; Hippopotamidae. The transcript has 10 exons. Gene Ontology annotation, molecular function: mRNA 5'-UTR binding; serine binding; mRNA regulatory element binding translation repressor activity. The record is from RefSeq and is a predicted model, not a curated record. The coding region runs from base 1622 to 2839 and encodes 405 amino acids.